Molecule: messenger RNA, 306 nt
Organism: Cooperia oncophora
Lineage: Eukaryota; Metazoa; Nematoda; Chromadorea; Rhabditida; Trichostrongylidae
Source: the annotation of a GenBank genome assembly
AUGCACACCUGCAGCAAUCUGCUAUUCCUUCGAAGGUUCAUGGAGGCAGUGAUACAGUACACUGGCGCCAGGAAAAUCGACGUCAUCGCACAUUCGGUUGGUGUCGUUAUGGCCAGAAAAGCUCUGAAAGGAGGUUCCCUCAUCGGAACUGAUGGGAACUGCACUCUCGGUCCUCCGCUAACGGCCAAAGUUGACACUUUUGUCGGCAUUGCCGGGCCAAAUUACGGUGAGACAGCUUUUAAACAACUUUUGCGAGCGCCGAAGAGGCUGACUACCCUGCCAGUCUCAUGGGUACAAUAUAGAUAA